UUUCUCCGUUAGAUCUUGGCUUUCUUUUCUGUAAUUUUCUUAAUAGUAAUUAGUAACAAUAAUUAAAUAUAUUAUUGUUUUUCCCCUGAAUAAAAAGGGCGCUGUAAUUUAGGCAUUCUUGGGCGAUUGUUUGGCAAAGAGGAGAAAGAGACAAAAACGAAAAUCUAAUCUUUGGGUUUUUCUUUAUUCUCCCUCUUUUUUGUGAUUUAUGAGAAUCGAGGGAGAAGAAGAAUGAACCAUGCCGGUACAACGUAACGGAGCACGCAAGGGCCGGGCAGCAGCACCGAAGCGACAACAGCAACAACAACAGCCGAAUCCGGUCGAGGAGGGGGAAGCGAUCGCGACGCGCACUAGAAGGCGGAGGCGGGCGGCUGAAGCUGCUGCGGCGGCGGAAGACGAGGAGCCUGUGAUAAACAAUAACAACGGCGACGGUGAGAAUAAGAAUACGAAACAGCAGGCGCAGGGGGGCAAUGACAAGUUAGCUGUCGCGGCGGCAGUUGGGGAGAAGGAGAAUAACAACAACAAUGAUAAUAGUAAUAAUAAUAGGGUUUUAGUGGAACGGGAUAGAGUGGAGAAAGAGGAAAUCGGGGAUAAGGAGAUGGACGGGUUCGAUAACGGAGGAAGGCGGAGCAGUGAUAAGGGGAAUGCCGGUGAGGAUGUAGCCAACACCGCCCCGAUUCCUGAAAAGGUUCAAUUUGGGGGAUCCCCAUUGUAUAGAAUUGAAAAGAAGUUGGGCAAGGGUGGCUUUGGACAGGUAUUUGUAGGUCGGUGUGUUUCUUCAGUAAAUACAAAGGAUAGAAAUGUCUCUGGGCCUGUAGAGGUUGCCUUGAAAUUUGAGCAUAAAAGUAGCAAAGGAUGUAACUAUGGACCGCCACAUGAGUGGCAAGUUUACAAUACACUUGGUGGCACUCAUGGUAUACCCCGAGUACACUAUAAGGGCCGUCAGGGUAACUAUUAUAUCAUGGUUAUGGAUAUGCUGGGUCCAAGUCUGUGGGAUGUUUGGAAUAUUAACAAUCAUACAAUGUCUGUUGAAAUGGUUGCUUGCAUUGCUAUUGAAGCAAUAUCUAUAUUGGAGAAGAUGCACUCUAAAGGCUAUGUGCAUGGAGAUGUAAAGCCUGAGAACUUUCUUCUAGGUCAUGCUGGGACUCCUGAUGAAAAAAAAUUAUUUCUUGUUGAUCUUGGAUUAGCAACUAGGUGGCGAGAUAGUUCAACAGGUUUACAUGCUGAAUAUGACCAGAGACCAGAUGUUUUUAGAGGAACAGUCCGUUAUGCCAGUGUGCAUGCUCAUUUAGGGAGAACUUGUAGCCGGAGAGAUGAUCUUGAAUCCCUUGCAUAUACACUUGUUUUCCUUCUUAAAGGCCGUUUACCUUGGCAAGGAUACCAGGGAGACAAUAAAGGGUUCCUUGUCUGCAAGAAGAAGAUGUCAACAUCUCCAGAGGCCUUGUGUUGCUUUUGUCCUUUGCCUUUCAUACAGUUUAUUGAAUAUGUAGUCAACUUAAAGUUUGAUGAAGAACCUAAUUAUGCAAAAUACAUAUCUCUGUUUGAUGGGAUUGUUGGUCCAAAUCCAGACAUCCGCCCAGUUAACACAGAAGGUGCACUGAAGCUUAUUAAUCAAGUUGGUCUAAAGAGAGGCCGGUUGUCUAUGGAUGAGGAGGAAGAUGAACAACCAAAGAAGAAGGUUCGUCUAGGCAUGCCAGCAUUGCAGUGGAUUAGUGUUUACAAUGCUCAUAGGCCUAUGAAGCAAAGGUAUCACUAUAAUGUGUCCAAUGAAAGGCUUGAACAGCACCUUGAGAAAGGAAAUGAGGAUGGUUUAUUUAUUAGCACUGUAGCUUCCUGUGGAAACCUAUGGGCUGUUAUAAUGGAUGCUGGUACCGGAUUCUCUGAUCAAGUCGUUCAACUCUCAUCCGAUUUCCUUGAUAAGGAAUGGAUAAUGGAGCAGUGGGAGAAAAACUAUUAUAUCAGCGGUAUAGCAGGGUCUGCAGAUGGAGGCUCCUUGGUAGUAAUGUCAAAGGGUACUUCGUAUUUGCAGCAGUCAUACAAAGUGUGUGAUUCUUUUCCUUUUAAGUGGAUUAACAAAAAGUGGAGAGAGGGUUUUUAUGUCACCUCAAUGGCCACUUCUGGUAGCAGAUGGGCAGUUGUUAUGUCUCGUGGUGCUGGAUUUAUCGACCAGGUUGUUGAACUUGACUUCCACUAUCCUAGUGAAGGCAUCCAUCGUCGGUGGGAUAAUGGGUAUCGUAUAACUGCUACUGCAGCGACUCAAGACCAGGCUGCCUUUAUCCUCAGUGUGCCAAGAAGGAGGGCAGCAGUUGAAACACAGGAAACCCUUAGAACUUCAGCAUUCCCCAGCACUCAUGUGAAGGAAAAGUGGUCGAGGAAUCUUUACCUUGCUUCCGUUUGUUAUGGACAAACCGUCUCAUGAGCUGCCCCAUUCUUUUGUUUAGGAUCUCCUUGGUGACAUGGUUGAAGAUCCGGGCCUGUCAAACUUCUCAACUAGCUAUCCAUAUGGUCAAAACCAAGCCCUCCAUCUUGGAUCGAUGAGGGUGUAGAGAAAUUUUAAGCAGUGCAGGCUUUCAAAUCAACUGUAACUAAAGUAUAGAAACUUGUAGUUGAACAGUUUAGUUGCAUUCCUCCAUCCCCCGGAACCUGGAAAUGAUAGGUCAGUCUGUUAAGUCUUGCCUAGUAUCGAGUACUUUUGUUUUGGGCAUUUGCCAAAAUGGAAAAUUUUCUCAUUA
Molecule: messenger RNA, 2732 nt
Organism: Hibiscus syriacus
Lineage: Eukaryota; Viridiplantae; Streptophyta; Magnoliopsida; Malvales; Malvaceae
Product: casein kinase 1-like protein HD16
Exons: 16
Coding region: 239-2419 (726 amino acids)
Biological process (GO): signal transduction; endocytosis; peptidyl-serine phosphorylation
Cellular component (GO): nucleus; cytoplasm
Molecular function (GO): ATP binding; protein serine/threonine kinase activity
Source: RefSeq, a predicted model, not a curated record